Hyalella azteca is the source of this 4129-nucleotide messenger RNA. RefSeq names its product adenosine 5'-monophosphoramidase HINT3-like. The transcript has 6 exons. Gene Ontology annotation, molecular function: catalytic activity. Lineage: Eukaryota; Metazoa; Arthropoda; Malacostraca; Amphipoda; Hyalellidae. Bases 3522 to 3962 code for a protein of 146 amino acids. The record is from RefSeq and is a predicted model, not a curated record.
UAAGGAAAUUUAAAUCUCAUUCUUUUCAGAACAAGUACUUUACCUGCCUCACAGUAUGGCAUUGCUCCUCAAUAAAAUUCCCAGAGUUUUUGGGAGCUUCUCACAAUCUCGCAACCUCAUGAUCAAUUCGUCUAUGAGAACCACAUUCUCUCCUACUGAUGCAGUGCUGGACAAGCCUCAUCAGUCAAAAAUGACAAGUUAUGCAUGUGUUGCUGCUGCAGUCAUCACAGGCAUCAGUGCUGGUGCUUGGAUGAGCAAAAACAUUGCAAGCUUCCUUGAAGAAAAUGAACUUUUUGUUCCUUCUGAUGAUGAUGAUGACUACUAAGAAUUUAUAAUUGUUAUUACCAGGACGGGGAUGCUUCCUUUCUGCUAGUCCUUGGUGCAUUUUAGUCCUGGCCAAAGAUAUGCAUAGAGAAUUCUACUUGUACCUAUGUACAACACCGAAGAACCUUGGACACAUCCAUAGGUUCUUCUUACAGACCAAUAUCACUCCUCAGUCCAAUCUCCAAAACACUAGAAAAAUAAUCAUACUCAACAUCAUUCAACCUCUCAUUCCACAAAUAGCUCACCAACAUGAUUUCAAGGGAAAUCACUCCCCAGUCACAGCCCUACACUCACUUACCCAACAUAUUACCCGCGGAUUCAAUCAGAAACAACCACCUUCACGAACCAUUGCAAUAGCACUAGACAUGUCCGAAGCAUUCAACACAGUAAACCUACACAAGUUAAUAGACAAACUCUCAACAAUACGAAUUCCUCCAACAUUAACAAAAUACAUAUCCAACUACAUAAAAGGAAGAAAAGGCUAUACACUUUUCAAUACACCCACAGACGUACACAUGAUUACCUAUGCAGACGACAUUACCAUCUUCUCAUCACACCACAAUUACAAAAUUGCAGAACAACAUAUACAACCAUUUCUACAACAGAUAUACAACUGGACUAUCAGAAACAACCUCCAAUUAAACGCAUCCAAAAGUACAGCCACACUUUUCACUCCUGACCCUGCUGAGUACAGGAAAACGCUAAACCUUACCAUAGGCAGUACCAUAGUUCCCACCAUCACACACCCGAAAAUACUAGGAAUCACAUUCGACCCAAAACUAAACUUUAAUACCCACAUCCAUAACACACAUGACAAAGCAACUAAAACAAUAAAAAUUCUAAAAAUCACUCACGAAAACAAAAAGAAGUCCUACUCACAACCUACAAAACUAUAACACAACCUAUAAUAGAAUACGCCAGCACCAUCUGGUCACCUAGUCUAGCACAAACUCGCACAAAUAAGCUACAAACAAUCCAAAACACAGCACUCCGCAUUGCAACAGGUUGUACAGCUGAUACUAACCAAAGCCAUCUACACACAGAAACAAAAAUACUUCCAAUAGACCAGCACCUCAGACUCCACGCAUAUCAACUCAGACUAAAAGCUCAAGCAUCGACCCACCCACUUCACACUCAUACUCAACCUUACAACCCACCCUGACUUAUGAAAAAACAGUUUUCACAAACAGAAACUACACCACUAACAUAUUCAUAGAACCAGAUCAAGCCACAACAGAAACUCUAAACAGAAGCAAGAAACAAAUACACACUACAAUCACAACUAACUACAUAGACAAUCUACCAAACAAUGAUGUACUUUCUGCACCAGCACCAGCCAUAGACUCUUCAGAAACCCAAUUACCCAGACACUCACGUCGAGCACUAGCACAACUCCGUACAAACAAGUCCCCCCUACUACACCAAUACCUACACAAGAUAGAUCCAGUCACACAUCCAUCCCCCCUUUGUCCACUCUGUCACGAAGAUGUACACAACACCAACCACCUAUUCGGCUGCUCGGAGCUGGUCGCGCCCGUGUCGCCUCUGGUUUUGUGGAGCUCUCCCAUCGAGGCGGCGGGGCUGUUGGCGCGCUGGGGAGAGAGGUUGGGCUGGCCACAGGAAUGGGUGUAGGCCCCGUCCCGCAUUUGUCGCGGGACGGGGAGGGCGAACAACAACAACAAUUCUACUUGUCCAAAAAUAAUGUAUUAUGCAAAUUCCUUCAAACUACAUUCAAUGGACUUUGACUAGAGCAUACAGUGGUUAAAUUGUGCAUUAGUUUGUAUGGGAAAUUUCAAAAGUCUUGGAGGUAUUUGGCUUGUUGGCUUUUUUGGCUUAGCCAAAAUUGUAGGAGUUCAUUGAAAUUAUUUAUUUGAUUUUUCAGACAAGAUGCAGUUACACAAUUUUUCUCGAGGUUGUAACAUUUUAUAGUAUAUGCUACCAUAGUAAGAUUAGUUAUCUGAUGUUACAACAAUUUUAUGAUUUUUUAUCAUCUUUGUUAUAUUGAUAUUAUCUUUGACCAUCGCUUGAAGCAAAAUGCUAGUUUUGCUGCAGCAGUGACAAAUCUGCGUAUGGUCUUGUCAAUGCAAUAGUAUUGCUCUUUACUUUUUAUUAUAGCUAUUGUAUUUUCUAGGUUUAAUUACGAUUUUUAAGAUUUUCUCUAUACGGUUCUAAUAUGUUGCAUUGGCACUAGGACUUCAAUAAAUGUGUAACUCGUGUUAUGUAGUAGAAUAGUUAAGAGCUUGAAGCAAUAAAGAGCUCAGUUGUUUAGUGUUUUUGAUUUACUCGCAGGGGGUAAGAGCAAACCUCUUACUAGGGGAAUACAAAGCCUCCCCCGAACCUAUCUUUUGAUCAAAUUUAUUGUAAGGCAACAUCCAGUUGAGCCCGCGGCUAAAAUUUAUAGUCUGAUGAAUCGCGUAUGGAAGUGGCGAUUACCUCUUGGUUGUACUGUGUGGCGAUGUUAUGAACGCAAUGCAGAAUGUUACACAAAGAUAUUCAUUGUCAUAAUGGGUGCCUAUCGUCAUUCUUUGAAAACACAAAUUUUCUCUUCUUAUUCUUACCUAUAAAUACUUAUUCAUAACUCAGAGCGUUGUUGAUGCCUGGAAUUCGAUUCAGUUGAGUGGUAAUUUAUCAUUAUUUCAGUAAUCCAUAACCCAAUUUCAAUUGAAUAGUCCAUAUGCCAGCGAGAUCUCAGUCGUAUAUAUUAUUACUUCACGAGCUGAUUUUUUAUUGUCCAAUUCCAUCAUUGUACAAUCUUUAAUUAUGUUGCGAACUUAGUCCAUUUCACAUUUGAUAAACAAACAGUUAAUAGCAGACUGCAUUUAAAAUAGAACAAUUUACUCGUGAGUUUACUGCGAAUAAAAAAUGUCAACCGGAAUUAUGUCCAUCAACCUUUGUGAGAUUACAAGUUAAGGAUGAGAAGACCGCCCUGCUUUCUUGCUUCCCGAAGAAUAACAAGUGUUUCCUGGAUAUAAUUUAUAUAUCCUAGCAAUAUCAAAUGGAAGCAUUCUGUUUAGCUGUAUUGUUAACUGCUAUGUUCGCUUGUACUUCACUGUUAUUUGUGUGCAUUGAGACGAUUUUAAUUUAUAAAUAAAUAAUCCCGCAGAAAAAUAUAUUCAUUAGAAAAUUUGGCCAGAACGGAGGUUUUACCCUUUCGUAGGGUGAUCGUUCGUCGAUUUCUGGUCCCCUGGAAACUCGUUAUGGACGAUCACGCUACAAGAAACAAAUGCGUCUUCUGUAAGAUAGCUGACGGUUCGCAGCAAUCAGAACUGGUGCACACGGAUGACGAAUUUGUGGCGUUCUGCGAUUUACGGCCGGCAGCAGCUCACCACCUGCUUGUCAUACCCAGACAACACGUGGCCUCUGCCUCAGUCUUGACACCGCAGCACAAGCCCAUGGUGGAGCAGAUGGUGGCGUUGGCUCGGCAGCUGGUGCAUGAGAGGGGAGUAAAGGAGGAGGAAGAGUUGCGCCUCGGCUUCCACUGGCCGCCGUUCACCAGCAUCCAGCACCUGCACCUCCACGCCAUCGCUCCCGUAUCGCAGUUAGGCUUCAUCUCUCGUAUCAUCUUCAGACCAAACUCGUACUGGUUUGUUUCCCCCGAGACGGUCUUGAGAAAGUUGGAAAAAGACAGCGCCUCAUGAUGCCGGUAAUACUUAAGCAAGCUUUACAAGAUGUGUUUGAAAAAUAUAGAUUUGUUUACUUUUUUGCGAGAAAAUUCUCAUUUAUUCAUGGAUGUCCCACAAUAGAUAAUUAAAAUAAGCAAAUGAAAAUUCAAUCCUCCGUUGAUUAUUACUUGAAUGUUUUAGUC